GGUUAGAGAAGUCGCUCACCAACACCGCCCCCUCCAUCAUUUCUGUAAUCGAGCGUCGAGCUGCACGAUCUGCACCUCUGCAUUAUGCGCGUUUGGUGUCGGUGGGAAUUCUCGGUAAACACAGCACAGGCACAGAGCUCCAGCCCCUUCGCACCCCCCACAAAUAGCUAGUGUGUGCGCGGAGCAGGAGGCGGUCUGUCCUGUUUAUCAAGAAAAUGAUUCGACACGGCUGUGCCGUUUGCUCAGCGCUUAUGGAGGCGAGUCCAGAAACCAUAACGAGCUGAGAGAGGGGGAGACGCCAGAUAUCUUAAUGAACGUCAUAAGUAAGGUUGGGUGGCCAUGGACCCUUUCAACCAGCUUAUUCUCGUCAUCUCGGUGACCAGCUUCUUCACCUUCCAGUGGCUCUUCCACAAAGUCAGCCCCUGGUUGUCUGUACGCAUCAGUCCUGGCUUCCUUGGCCUCAGCGACAAGCAGAAGGUGGAAUGGAACUCGAGGACAGUAUCAACGUUUCACGCCUUGUUGGUGGGAAUAUUCUGUCUUUACAUUCUGUUUUUUGAUGAUGCUGUCAAUGAAGAUCCAGUUUGGGGAGAUCCUACACUGGUCAAGACAAACGUUGCAAUUACAACAGGCUACCUCAUAUCGGAUUUGCUGCUGAUAUUUUAUUAUUGGAAGGCAAUAGGCGACAAGUUUUUUGUAGUUCAUCAUCUGGCAGCGUUGUAUGCUUACUACUAUGUACUGGGCCAAGGAAUGUUGCCUUAUUUUGCUAACUUCCGCCUGCUAGCUGAGUUUUCUACACCGUGUGUAAACCAGCGCUGGUUCUUUGAGGUGUUGGGUUAUCCCAAGUCCUCCCGGCCCAACAUGGCAAAUGGCGUUGCCAUGGCAGUGGUGUUUUUCCUCGUCCGCAUCGGUGUCAUGCCAGUCUACUACAGUCGCAUGUAUGCGGUCUAUGGCACUGAGGCCUUCUACCUGGUGCCAUGGGGUGGUCGUGUAGCCUGGAUCUGCUCCAGCAUCUGCUUGGACAUUAUGAACGUAAUGUGGAUGCAUAAGAUCGCCCGUGGAUGUUACAAGGUCCUACGAUCAGCACACCGGAGCAAAGCUGGCACACCUCAGGAAAACGGCAAGACGGAUUAAGAGAACCAGGUGUCACUGGUGAGAACAUGCCACAGCAGAAACACUGACAACACUAUGUGCAGUGGCUCGUAGCAAGUUGGACCCUGGCAUGCAAGGCUGCUUCAUUAGCAGCCUACCUGGGACUUGAGAUUACAAGACCACAUGCAGUGAGGGAACUUGAAAGCAGGCACAGUGACCGAGAUGUACCAAUGGACCAUUUAAAAUGGCCAUCCCAAAGCCAUGAAAUGACCUCUUAGCAAUACUGUGUGCAUGGCCAAUUAUUUUUCUUGUGAAGGAUUUACCAGAAGAGGUCAUCCCGGGACAAAGCGGCUGUUAGCCCAACGACAAAUUGUCAAAAAGUUUACCAUUCUUUACGAACUUCGUGAUCAACAAAAGACUUUUGUAUUAAUGCUGCUGUCUGAGUCGCAGAAUGAAAACGAUGAAAUAGAUGGUGUUGGUGAGGUAUGUGAGGAAACCUCCAAAGCAUUUUGUGAAUCCACAUUGAUGGUCAGUGUCAUAAAAUCCUUGUUAGAUGCCAUUUGAGGGAUAUGAUUAAGAAAUAAUCAAAUUCCAUCAAGUGCAGUCUCAGAAGAAUUUGUGAUUUUAUUUUUUUUAAUUAAAUUAAUUUUUUUUUUUUUAAAUCACU
This is a messenger RNA of Pundamilia nyererei, 1756 nucleotides long. RefSeq names its product TLC domain containing 4a (gene tlcd4a). The record is from RefSeq and is a predicted model, not a curated record. Gene Ontology annotation, cellular component: endoplasmic reticulum; membrane. The transcript is spliced from 7 exons. Bases 340 to 1131 code for a protein of 263 amino acids. Gene Ontology annotation, biological process: lipid homeostasis. Lineage: Eukaryota; Metazoa; Chordata; Actinopteri; Cichliformes; Cichlidae.